Molecule: messenger RNA, 885 nt
Organism: Colletotrichum higginsianum IMI 349063
Lineage: Eukaryota; Fungi; Ascomycota; Sordariomycetes; Glomerellales; Glomerellaceae
Product: tat pathway signal sequence
Exons: 4
Coding region: 1-885 (294 amino acids)
Biological process (GO): mycotoxin biosynthetic process
Source: RefSeq, a predicted model, not a curated record
AUGUCUUCGGAGAAGCUCUACCGCUCCGUGCCCCACGAGGAGGAGGAGGUCGAGAGCCUCGCCGGGAGCCUCAGCACGGAAUCCACCGAGACCGCGGACGGCAUGACGGCGACAACGACGACGAAAAGCUCGGCAUGGAGGCGGAUGAGGCUCGGCGACGAGCAGCACCCGUGCAGAGACAAGGCCCGCCGGCUGCUGCGGUACUGGCCCUGGGUCGCCCACGCGGUGCUGCUGACGACGUCCGUCACGCUCUUUGCGGCGUCGUUCUGCAUGCGCUACGGCAGCCAUCAGAACGACGAUACCGUCUACACCAAGAAGUACUCAUCCUAUUCCCCCGCGGCGGGAAUUGUCAAGUACCACACCGAGAGGUACAACCUGACGCCCAUCAUGGACUGGUCGCCGUUCGUCGGGGCCGGGUACGAGGUCGACCGGGCGUGGGACCACAUCACGAACAACAUCGGCGACCAGAUGAUCUCGCACGCCGAGCUCACAAGGCUCGGCCUCGACCCGAAAUCGAUCAAGAUCACGAACCCCAUCACGGGCGAGGAGGGCUACCGGGCGGGCCUCGAGGUGUUCCACCAGCUGCACUGCCUCAACCUGCUGCGCAUGUCGACGUUCCCGGAAUACUACUCGGACGCGGAGGUCGGCGGCGACGUGGCCACGGACCCCGAGGAUCUUCGAGGACACGUCGACCACUGCAUCGAGGCGUUGCGGCUGAACCUCAUGUGCCAGGCCGACAUUGGCGUCUUCACCUUCAAGAUGUACCCGGAGCUCCCCGUCGAGGGCCACUGGCCCGAUUUCAGCACGCUGCACACCUGCCGCAACUUCGACGACAUCCGAAACUGGGCGCUGACCCAUUCGGUGACGUUUGAGGACGAGGAGUAG